Messenger RNA from Exophiala xenobiotica, 1218 nucleotides. RefSeq lists its product as uncharacterized. The transcript has 3 exons. The coding region runs from base 189 to 941 and encodes 250 amino acids. Gene Ontology annotation, cellular component: plasma membrane; clathrin coat of coated pit; clathrin coat of trans-Golgi network vesicle. Lineage: Eukaryota; Fungi; Ascomycota; Eurotiomycetes; Chaetothyriales; Herpotrichiellaceae. Gene Ontology annotation, molecular function: structural molecule activity; clathrin heavy chain binding. The record is from RefSeq and is a predicted model, not a curated record. Gene Ontology annotation, biological process: clathrin coat assembly; intracellular protein transport; clathrin-dependent endocytosis.
AGCGCAGGCAGUACCAGCAAUCUCACAAAUUGCCAAUCCGACACACCUCACGACUUUGCGCUACAUAUUCACAUACAAAAUCCUCCAAGAAUACGAUCGGUCUGUCACCUCGGCCACUCCUCCGCCAGAACGCUUUGUGAACACAUUGCCUGCACCUCCGGCCCUCUCCCUGUAACUAGCUGCCCAUCAUGGCAGACCGUUUCCCUUCAAUUGAGGACAUUGAUGCUGGAGAGACAGACGUCCGACCCGACUCCACAGCGCAAGGCAGCUUUCUCGAGCGAGAACGAGCCCUCUUAGGUGAAGACGCUGAUCUCUUUGCUGCCAACGACAAGCCCGGCGCCGCUACCGUAGAAGACGGUGAUGACGACCUUCUCGGCGGCGAUGACGGCGAUUACACAUCUGCCCCGGCGCAGCCAUCAAGCGGAGCGCAGGACGAUCUGAAUGACUUCGAGAGUUCUUUCCCUGCCAUUGACACACGAAAUGAUAACAUCGGACCCGGCGGCACCAUCACAGACUCCGCAACCCCUUUUCACGGGGGCUACACGAACUACACAGCGCCUUCACAAGAGGAAGAGACCGAGCCGAUUCGAGCAUGGCGAGCCAAGAGAGACGCGGACAUAGCCCGCCGAGACGAAGCCUCCCAGCGCAAGAAGGAAGAAACCAUUUCUACGGCACAGAAAGAUAUUGAUUCGUUCUACGAAUCCUACAACCGCAAAGUCGACAAGCAGAAGGCUCAGACCGCGAAGGAGGCGGAGGAAUUCCUCGCGAAGAGAGAAGACACAACGGCAGGAGGCACGGCUUGGGAACGAAUUGCGAAACUUGUAGACUUGAGUGGAAAGGGUCAGCAAGGCGGCGGAGAUGGCUCCUCAAAGAAGAGAAUGCGCGAAUUACUGUUGAGCCUGAAGGCCGACAAGGACGCGCCAGGUGCCUCGGGCGUCUAAGUUUCCGACUCACAUCCAUGAUGAGUACUAUGAGGGAGAAGAGCACUGGCCAUUCGCCUACCAUCAGUCAUGCUUCGAACCCAUAGAAGGUUGGGGAGUUGGGUCCUGCGGCUGUCGUGCUCGAUAUCUUUUGGGCCAUUUGCCGGGACGGGCAAGCCGAUCUGCGGCCUUCGAAGAGACACAUUCGGAUUAUUAUGCGGGAAAAGGUCUACACCGGCAUGGUAGAGUACGAUAAUGACUGGUAACAUUCAAUGCAUGGCUCUGCACUACUUGCACA